AUGGCAACAUCGUCGGCGUACUCGAGGAAUUUUCUUAUAGAUUUCCACACAGUUGGUGCUGUGGAAGUCAUGGCAGGUCAAUCGCAAGAAGUGGAAGGAAAAAUGGAUGGAAGAAAACUGAAAACGAGAAUGUCAAAGGACAAUGAGUGUCAACUGAUCAUGGAGAAUAGUAAUACAGGCACAAAAGGGAAACUAAUAACAUACGUGGAUAAGUUAACAUGGAUAAUGAAUUUCAUUUGUAUAUGGUUUCCUCCAUCUAUACCUAAAUGGCGACGAGUGCUUAAUUUAACUAUCUGCUUACUUUCCUUUACAUUAGUAAUUUACGGGAUGGCCUUCGAAAUGUACGUGCUGUACCGAAGAGGAUUUGUUCCUGAUCUUGUCACAUCCACAACUACUUGCGGUAUUAUUUGGUCAACUCAGGCACUCAUUUCAGGGAUUUUCUUGGUUCAUUGGCAAUUAUCCGGAAAAUUUUUCCAAUAUCUCAGUAAUACAGUAGUGCAUCAAAAGGGUGAGUAUAUCGCAAGAGGACGAGGAACUCUGAAUGGCGGUGACGUUUAUGCUUGCGCUGGCGACUGGCGAAAAACGCUUUCCGGACGAACGCAGACGGCUGUGCGUUAA
Necator americanus (New World hookworm) is the source of this 618-nucleotide messenger RNA. RefSeq lists its product as uncharacterized. The record is from RefSeq and is a predicted model, not a curated record. Bases 1 to 618 code for a protein of 205 amino acids. The transcript is spliced from 7 exons. NCBI's taxonomy places the organism in Eukaryota, Metazoa, Nematoda, Chromadorea, Rhabditida, Ancylostomatidae.